Messenger RNA from Emys orbicularis (European pond turtle), 1524 nucleotides. It is a transcript of the gene WASL, whose product is annotated as WASP like actin nucleation promoting factor. NCBI's taxonomy places the organism in Eukaryota, Metazoa, Chordata, Testudines, Emydidae. The record is from RefSeq and is a predicted model, not a curated record. Gene Ontology annotation, biological process: actin filament organization. Gene Ontology annotation, molecular function: actin binding. The coding region runs from base 1 to 1524 and encodes 507 amino acids. The transcript is spliced from 11 exons.
AUGAGCAACAACCAGCAGCAGCAGCCCCCGCCGCCGCGGAGGGUCUGCAACGUGGGCUCGCUGCUCCUCACCCCGCAGGAGAACGAGAGUCUCUUCGGCUUCCUGGGCAAGAAAUGCGUGACAAUGUCUUCAGCAGUUGUCCAGAUAUAUGCAGCUGAUCGCAAUGCCAUGUGGUCAAAAAAAUGCUGUGGAGUAGCCUGCCUUGUAAAAGACAAUCCACAAAGGUCUUAUUUUAUCAGAAUAUUUGACAUCAAGGAUGGGAAACUAUUGUGGGAGCAGGAAUUGUACAAUAAUUUUGUAUAUAAUAGUCCUAAAGGAUAUUUUCAUACCUUUGCUGGAGAUACAUGUCAGGUUGGUCUUAAUUUUGCUAAUGAAGAAGAAGCUAAAAAAUUCCGGAAAACAGUAACUGAUUUGCUUGGACGACGGCAAAGAAAAUCUGAAAAAAGACGGGACCCACCAAAUGGUCCAAGUCUACCAAUGGCAACUGUUGAUAUCAAAAAUCCAGAAAUUACAACUAACAGAUUUUAUAAUUCACAAGUCAACAAUAUUUCAUAUACCAAAGAGAUCAAGAAAAAAGGAAAAGUGAAAAAGAAGAAAUUGACAAAGGCAGAUAUUGGAACUCCAAGCAACUUCCAACACAUUGGACACGUUGGUUGGGAUCCAAACACAGGUUUUGAUGUGAACAACUUGGACCCGGAACUGAAAAAACUAUUUGAUCUGUGUGGAAUUUCAGAGGCUCAGUUAAAAGACAAAGAAACAUCGAAGGUGAUAUAUGAUUUCAUUGAAAAAACAGGAGGAGUAGAAGCUGUUAAAAAUGAGCUGCGUAGGCAAGCUCCACCACCGCCACCACCAUCCAGAGGAGGACCCCCUCCACCACCACCACCACCUCCACAUAGCUCAGGUCCUCCUCCUCCUCCUGCAAGGGGAAGAGGAGCUCCACCACCUCCUCCUUCAAGAGCUCCCACAGCAGCACCUCCACCCCCACCUCCAUCUAGACCAGGUGCAGCAGUGCCCCCUCCUCCUCCAAACAGGAUGUAUCCUCCUCCACCUCCAGUGCACUCAUCAUCUGCACCGUCUGGCCCACCUCCACCGCCUCCACCACCAGCAAGUGGAUCAUGUGUACCUCUGCCGCCUCCUCCACCACCUCCCCCUCCUGGUCCUCCUCCACCACCUGGCUUCACUUCAGAGGUUGAUAAUCAAUUUCCAGCUCCUGCAGGAAACAAAGCAGCACUCUUAGAUCAAAUCAGAGAAGGGGCCCAGUUAAAGAAAGUAGAACAGAACAGUCGACCUGUAUCCAGCUCAGGAAGAGAUGCGCUCUUAGACCAGAUACGACAGGGUAUACAGCUGAAGUCGGUAUCUGAUGGCCAAGAGCCUGUGCCACCCACAGCUGCACCCACCUCAGGAAUUGUGGGUGCAUUAAUGGAAGUUAUGCAGAAAAGGAGCAAAGCCAUUCAUUCUUCAGAUGAAGAUGAGGAUGAAGAUGAUGAAGAAGACUUUGAGGAUGACGACGAAUGGGAGGAUUGA